AUGUACGGAGUCUACUCAUCCGUAACGCACUACGAUUGGGCAGCAAUCGUUGGCAAAGAGAAACAAGCUUGCAGUUCCCGAAGCUCGUUUCAGAAAGUUAAAGCACUAUCGGUUGAGCCACCGGAAAAACUGGUCCGUCCACCACAGCCAUUGGAACCAGUCAUCAAUAUUCGCCCUGAUACGCCACCGGAAAAUCUAAUCCGUCCUCCACAGCCAAUGGAACCGGUGAUCAAUAUUCGGCCGGAUGUGACAGCUCCAAGGGAUGAUUUCCAAUCAUUUCUUCAACCAUCUGCCACAACCACAACGAUUGCCCAGACAUCUGCGGAAAUAGCGAGAGCAGUUCAAAUUGUGCAGCAGUCAUCAACAUCAAACGUUGUCCAGGAACCAAUACUACGUAUGCCGGAGGAUUUCAUGCUUCAACAGAUCCAGUUGAAGCCGCUGGAAACUACUAGUUCCCUUCCAGGUGAGGAUACCGAUCAAGUUGAAACUGCAACGGACCUAGAUGCACUUAUUAAACAAAAUAUUUUCGAUGCAGUCAAUGAUGCAAUGCGGAGCUAUCUUGACAUACACAUCGAAAACAUAGUAGAACGUGCGGUAACUGCAGCUGUCGAUAGAAGUUUUGCGACUAAUUUUGCUCGUCUAGCAGCCAUGACGGAGGUAUUAAAUAAAACGACAUCCAAAGACGACACAGUUAUCGAGUUACGAUCACCUGUUGAUACUGAGAAGCAUGUUACCGAUUGGAAUGCUGAGUUGACAAAUGAUGCUCUUCAAAUGAAAUAUAUGGAAUUUUUCUCCCGAAUUAUUGUUCCUAAUUCGUACGUGGAAAAAGGAGAUAACGCGUUUUACGUCAUUGCAGAUUGUCUAUUCACUAGACAAUUUUGGAAUCGAUUUACUUGGACAGGUGUGAACAGAGGACAUAAAUCCAAACGAGGCUUCCGUGAAUUUGGAAACGUCACGGAACUGCUUUUAAAACUUAUUCAGAUUGGUGACCCCACAUAUACAAAACAGCAGUUGGAGAAGUGUUAA
This is a messenger RNA of Ochlerotatus camptorhynchus, 1026 nucleotides long. RefSeq lists its product as uncharacterized. NCBI's taxonomy places the organism in Eukaryota, Metazoa, Arthropoda, Insecta, Diptera, Culicidae. Bases 1 to 1026 code for a protein of 341 amino acids. The transcript has 4 exons. The record is from RefSeq and is a predicted model, not a curated record.